Messenger RNA from Quercus robur (English oak), 2399 nucleotides. RefSeq lists its product as uncharacterized. Bases 150 to 1976 code for a protein of 608 amino acids. The record is from RefSeq and is a predicted model, not a curated record. Lineage: Eukaryota; Viridiplantae; Streptophyta; Magnoliopsida; Fagales; Fagaceae. Gene Ontology annotation, cellular component: endoplasmic reticulum; Golgi apparatus. The transcript has 10 exons.
AUAUACAUAUACACUUCUCUCUCUCGCUCUCAUUGUCGUCGAUGUGAACGAGACCUACAGUACCGAACCAAAACUCACCAUUUAGGAGAGCGAAGAAAAGCGAGAGAAACUGAGUGAGAGUGUUUGUUUUUUUUUUUUUUUUUGAAACUAUGGACGAGAAUUCAGCUAUAAUCGAAGCGAUUCUCAGAGAACAAGAGGAAGAAGAUCAAGCCUUAAGGAACAAAAAAAAUCACACAACCACUACCACCGCCGUCGCCGCCACCAAGAAGAGUCAAAACGACGACGAAUUCGGAUGGAAAACGGUGUCGUAUCAGAAGCGGAAUAAGAAACCGACGAAGUCUUCGCCGGAGGAUACCAAUUCUGCUGAUCUUCUUUCCCGGCGACCUAACGGCUCUGCCUCCGGCGAUGUAUUCCGGUCCAUCGAGAAGCACUCCGAGGAGCGCCGGCGACGUUUGGCCGAGGCUCAGCUCGCCGCCGAUGCCGCAGUUGCCGUCGACGGAUCGAAGCGGUAUUCUGAUUACGAUGACGACGACAGCGACGGAGAGGUCUCCGGCGUCGCCGUGGCGGAAAAUGGUGAGGUGAAGCCUAAGAAGCCGAAAAAGCCGAAGAAGCCUAAGGUGACCGUGGCUGAAGCCGCGUCGAAGAUCGACGCCUCCGAUCUCAGUGCUUUUCUCAUUGAUAUCUCCGCUUCGUACGAAUCGCAACAAGAUAUACAGCUAAUGCGAUUAGCUGAUUACUUCGGGCGCGCAUUCUCAUCGGUGAGCGCGGCUCAAUUUCCGUGGUUGAAGACGUUCAAAGAGUCCACUGUUGCAAAGCUCGUUGAUAUUCCUCUUUCCCAUAUAUCCGAAGAUGUUUAUAAGACAUCUGUUGAUUGGAUCGGCAAGCAGCCUUCUGAGGCCCUUGGGUCCUUUGUGUUAUGGUCAUUGGAUAACAUUCUUGGUGAACUUAUUACUCAUCAUGCAGCUGCCAAGGGAUCCAAAAAGGCAGUUCAGCAAGCAUCAUCAAAGUCCCAGGUUGCCAUGUUUGUUGUUCUAGCAAUGGCACUGCGACGAAAACCAGAUGUGUUGAUCAGUCUAUUGCCUAUAAUUAAGGAAAGUCCAAAAUAUCAAGGACAGGAUAAGCUUCCAGUAACUGUUUGGGUUAUUGCUCAGGCAUCUCAAGGAGAUAUAGUUGUUGGGUUGUACAUGUGGGUUUACUUUCUCUUGCCUAUACUGUGUAGCAAGUCAGGCUGUAAUCCACUGUCCAGAGACUUGAUUUUACAAUUGGUGGAGAGAAUUUUAUAUUCCCCAAAAGCUCGGACCAUUCUAUUAAAUGGUGCUGUCAGAAAAGGGGAGCGUGUGGUACCACCAUUAUCUCUUGAGCUUUUGAUGAGAUUCACCUUCCCAGCAUCAUCAGCCCGGCUAAAGGCAACUGACAGGUUUGAAGCUGUUUAUCCAACUUUGAAAGAGGUUGCCCUUGCUGGUUCUCCAGGAAGCAAAGCAAUGAGGCAAGUUGUACAGCAGAUUUUGGAAAUUACACUCAAGGCUGCUGGAGAAGGCAUCCCUGAGCUAUCAAGGGAAGCAGGUGAUAUUUUUAUUUGGUGUUUGACCCAUAACCCUGAAUGUUACAAGCAAUGGGAUGUGCUUUAUUUGGAUAAUCUUGAAGCUAGUGUUGUUAUUCUGAGAAAGCUGUCUGAAGAAUGGAAGGAGCGGUCUGCAAAACAUCCUACCUGGGACACUUUGAGGGAAACUCUUCAGAGCUUUAAGCAGAAGAAUGAAAAAGUUUUGGCAAAGGGAGAUGCUGCUACUCACCAUGAAUUGUUGAAGGAUGCAGACAAGUACUGCAAGGUGAUUUUGAGGCAAUUGUCUCAGGGACAUGGAUGCAUGAAGAGCAUGGUCUUUGUGUCAGUUGUACUGGCUGUAGGUGCUGCUAUUAUGUCCCAAAGCUUGGAAUCUUGGGACUACAAGAAACUGUCAGAAAUGUUGAACUUCCCUUGAAAUGUUCCGAGUUCAUUCAUGCAGAGUUUAAAAGCACCAUUUACAGGCAGUACAUGGUGCGCACUAUUGCCAUGUAGGUUUAAUUAUGUCCGGCAUAGUUCAGUUCUGCAGGAUGGCCUGUAACAAAAUGGGCCCCAAGAAUGAGUAAUUUUAUUUCAAUAUCGUGACUAAAUUCUGUUGGGUUUUAGUGAAAUCAGAAUAGGAGCAGCAGCCACCCCCCCAACAUGCGUGGGUGGGCUGAUCAUUUACAGAGUGUUGAUGUGUCUGGUUUUCAGUUGUGGGACAGGUCAAUGACUUGUUUUCCUUUCAUAAUGACUAAUUUAUAGUGGCUUUCUUUUCUGUUAAUUUUGAACAUGCAAAGUGCCUAUACACAGAUGGAAAUUAAUGGUGAAAUCAAUAUAUGCUUGACAUGAGUUUCAAUUC